AUGCGCUUCCCCCAAGAACUUCAAAACCCACAUCAAGGACAGCAGGCUGCUCCACCCCUUCCACCAGAUAUUCCCAAUUUAACUACCAAUUAUCAGCAUGAUAUAUUGUACUACUCACAACAUCAGUUACAAAAUCAACCUACUCUUUCGCAAGCUCAUUUGAAUCAAUAUCUUGAUACUACAAGAUACAUCGAUACCAAUACUACUUCUACUUCUACGGAUAAUAAUUCGAAUAACAGCAGCAUAAGUAGUGGGAAAAACAAGAAUAACAAUCCAAGUAAUAUUCUCAAAAAUGAUAUGGUUUCCCUUAAUAAUAUUAUUAAAGAAACAGGAAAUUCAUUUGUAAGUGAAUCGUUAAUGAAUAAUCCAUUAUUAAGCAAAAAUAACCAAGCUAUACUAUCACACAUAAAUUUGAAUCAAUUGCCCGCAAAUCCCGAUAGCAUACAUGGCAGUGAUCAAAUACCACAGGUAUCUAUAUCACAAAUAAAUUCUACGACAAGUCGUAAAAGUAAAAAUACUAACAAUAAUUGUGAUUCUAAUGGUCCAAAGAACAGUAAUAUUACACAUAUAAACAAUAAUAACACCGCAAGUACUGCAUCAAGUAUUUCUAAUUCAACUUUAUCACAUUUACAUUCUGGUAAUCAUGAUAAAAUAAAUACGUGUAACAAUAGCAAUACAUCUAAUUCAUCCAAUGCCUCUAAUAUAUCGUCAACUAAUACAAAUGUAGAUAGCUCCAAUCUCUCAACAACAACAAUACCGAAUGGUGAAUUAGUAAAGCCUCCACAAAUGAACAAUCCUGAAAUUAAGAAAGAAUAUAAUAUGCGUGAAAUUCCCCAACAUACAAAAAGUAUGUAUUAUAAUUUGAUGAAUAACAAUCCUCAUGUUAUCAAUGACCCUUCCAUUCAGGAGUCUUUAUCUCCAUAUUUUCAACCAUUCGGCGUUGAUGUAUCACAUUUGCCAAUGACAAACCCACCCAUAUUUCAAACUUCUCUACCUUUAUACGAUGAGCCUGUUGGAAGAAGGAGAAUUUCAAUUUCCAAUGGUCAAAUUUCUCAAUUGGGUGAAGAUAUUGAAACUGUAGAGAAUUUAUAUAACACACAACCUCCACCAAUGCCUUCAAAGGGUAGCAUUAGUUCAUCACAUCCUGUGAUAGAUGAUACUGUAAGGAAACAACAAAUUUCAGUGCAAGUAGCCCGAGCUAUUCAUAAAGAUAUGUUAAAAUCUUCUCCAUCAAACAUUACUCCCAGAAAUGAACUAUCACACCCAUCUACACAAACACAACCUCCUGUUCAAAUCCAAUCUGGACCUCAACAGGAAGGAUGGUCACAAAAUGCAUCACCAGGCAAUUUCGUCCCUCCAAAUACAAUGCAAUCACAAUAUGCAUUACUUGUUGGACAAGAACAAUCCAUACCUCCACAUAACCAACUUAAUGACAUCAAUCCUAUGACGAAUCCUUCAUUAAUGGUACAUCAGCAGUUACCUUUAAGCUUCAAUCAACAAAAUUUACCGUUACAAACACAACCUCAUAUAAAUCAACAGCAUGCAACUUUAUCACAACGUAAUAUUUCUAAUAUGGUAAAUAACAGUAUUAAUAGUAAUGCCAAAACAAUGACACCUAGUCCCUAUAUGAAACAAGAAACUAUUUCACCAAAUACUAUUCCAGACAAUUCUAUUGGGAAGUCACCACCUCCAAAUGAUGUAAAAUUUCCUGGCACUGAAGCUUGGAAAAGGGCACGUCUAUUAGAAAGAAAUAGAAUUGCUGCUUCAAAAUGUCGACAAAGGAAAAAAAUUGCACAAUUACAAUUACAGAAGGAUUUUGAUAAUCUUUCAAGGGAAAAUAUUGUUAUAAAGAAAAAGUUAAAAUAUUACGAAAAGCUUAUAACUAAAUUUAGAAAAUUCACUGAAUCACAUUUCCAAAACUGCCAUAAAUCAGAUGGAUUAAAUGAUUUAAAAAUGAUUGAGGAUAUGUUAAUGAUUGACCAAGAUAUCCAUGAGCUUGAUGACAAUAAUUCUGUGAUCGGGUUAACUGAUGCUUCUUAUAUGAAAUAA
Messenger RNA from Arxiozyma heterogenica, 2049 nucleotides. Its product is annotated as bZIP transcription factor. Lineage: Eukaryota; Fungi; Ascomycota; Saccharomycetes; Saccharomycetales; Saccharomycetaceae. The record is from RefSeq and is a predicted model, not a curated record. Bases 1 to 2049 code for a protein of 682 amino acids. Gene Ontology annotation, molecular function: RNA polymerase II cis-regulatory region sequence-specific DNA binding; DNA-binding transcription factor activity, RNA polymerase II-specific. The transcript has a single exon. Gene Ontology annotation, biological process: regulation of transcription by RNA polymerase II.